Messenger RNA from Eublepharis macularius, 2820 nucleotides. RefSeq names its product peroxisomal biogenesis factor 16 (gene PEX16). The transcript has 11 exons. The coding region runs from base 1526 to 2446 and encodes 306 amino acids. Gene Ontology annotation, cellular component: peroxisomal membrane. Gene Ontology annotation, biological process: peroxisome organization. Lineage: Eukaryota; Metazoa; Chordata; Lepidosauria; Squamata; Eublepharidae. The record is from RefSeq and is a predicted model, not a curated record.
CUGCCUCGCCUCCUUGGUGGCUCAUGUGGCCGUGUGACAGGUUCUUUCCAGCGGGGGUCCUGUGCGCCUGACGGCUGGGCGUCAGUAGAAGUCCGGCCGGUGAAAGUGCCUUGACUGGCAGAGUCACCUGCGGAAUUUCUGCAGUUUUCGCAGUUGUUAAAUGCAGGGGGAUCCUGCCGGGACAAACGGCGCACGCUCGUGUGUGUCAAGUCUUUGGGUUUGGCUCUAGGAUCACAGCCACGAUUUGGCAGCGAUUAUUUCCCUGGAGUUGAUCUUAUCCCAUGGUUUAUUCCGCCCCGCCCCCGCGCCUGCAGAGUCACCUGGGUGUUUAAGGAGCUGCAGGAUCGAAGCCGAAUAGCAGUAACGUGGAAAAUGAAAAUUGCAGCUUCUCGUUUGAAGAGCCUCAAUUAAAUACUGCACUUUCUUUCUCAGAUAAUCAGUUUUGUUCUGGUGGCUGAGCGCAAGAUAGAGCUGGAUGAAAUCAAUAGACCUCCCUCAUUGUUUAUCACAACGUCAGAUAUACUUCUUCUAAACACGGUGGUUCCGUUUAACUGCCUUAGUUAAUAGAUCUUCAUAAAUUUGUCUACACUCCUUUUAAAACUGAUCAUCCCUACUACUUUUGACAGUAAAUUUAAUGUCAAUUGUGUAUGAUGUCUUCUUUCUGUCUUGAAAAUGCCAAUUGAUGUUACGGUGUGAAUGUGAUAUUUUGGUGUUAUAUGAGAGGGUGAAACAUUUCUGUGUCUGCGCUCUCCACACCAUUCAUAAUAUUAUAAACCUCUUAUGGUGGUCUCGUUUAUUCCCCCCCCCCCAAAAAAAACCCCGACCCUGUGCUUCUUGUUCUUUACCAAGUUACUGGUCUGUAAGGAGGCAUGUCCUCUGAUCUCAUGACUAGGAACUUAGGAUCUUGUGUUUGAGGAAUGUUGUCAAGAGUUUUGAGAGCCCAUACAUUAAUGAAUAGGAUCAAUCCUAUCAGACUAGAAGGAGCCUUGCAUAAUUCAGGAUGUGAUGAUCUCGAGGUAGUGUAAUGGUGCAGUGUGGUUAAUUUAAUUUAAUAUAUUACCUUUCUAACCCACCCUCCCCACGAAUGGGCUCAGGGUGGGUAACACCAUUGUUAGACUACAAUAACAGUAAAUACAGUAAAAAAUUAAUAAUACGAUACAAAGUACAAAACACAAUUAAAACCAUAAAACCAUAUCCAACAGCAGCAAAGAUAUUAAAACUAUACACCUCUUCAGCAGUCGGAGGGGGUAGGGCAGUGGACCAAGGCCACAGCAGAGAGGCAGACCAGGUAGUCCACCCAGACCUCAACCACUGCCGUAGGCCUGGCAGAACAUCUCUGUCUUACAGGUAUGGUGGAACUGUGAUAAGUCCCACAGGGCCCUGGUCUUGACACAGAGAGAGUUCCACCAGGCUGGUGCCAAGGCUAAAAACGACCUGGCCCUAGCUGAGGCUAGGUAAACAUCCUUGGGACCAGGAACCAUCAGAAGAUGUUGAUCGGCUGAGCAAAGAGCCCUCCGGGGAACAUAUGGCAAGAGGCAGUCCUGCAGGUCGGUUCUCAGACUCUCAUGAACUUUCUGAGCUUGUGUAUUCAGCCUCCAAUUUGCUGGUGUUGCUGAAUGACUGGAUCCUUCGGAAGGAGUUGCGGCAGUCCCUUCCUGUGUCACUUCCCCAGCAGAAACUGCUGACAUGGCUGAGUGUCCUAGAAUGCAUGGAAGUCUUUGCCGAGAUGGGGGCUGCCAAGAUGUGGGGUGAGACUGGCCGAUGGGCCACCAUUGUCCUCAUCCAGCUUGCCAAAGCCAUCCUGCGCCUCCUGCUGUUGCUCUGGUACAAAGCUGGCAUCCAGACAUCUCCUCCAAUUGUGCCACUAGACAGGAGACAGUCAUUGCAGCAGCAAGAUACAGAGGGCCACUCGACAGGCAAGGAGCAGAUAUAUGUGGGGAAACGCUCUAGCCGUGUCAUGAGGUCCCUCGAAAGCACCCCAUCUCUGUACUCCAGACAUUGGGGAGCACCUCAGCUAAGGGAGGAGAAGCAGAACCAAAGAGCCGUAGAGAUGGACCAGCCUCCAACCCCUUUACGCAUUCAGGAAACCACUGCGGAGUCCAUCUACGUGAUCCGGCCUCUGCUCCACUUACUAAGUCUAGGGCUAUGGGGACAGAGAUCUUGGAAACCCUGGCUCCUGUCAGGAAUCUUGGAUAUCACAAGCUUGAGUUUACUGAGUGACAUGAAAGACCUGAACAAACGUGAGCGCAUGGAGCUAAGACGGCGGACUCUCCUGCUGCUGUACUACCUGCUGAGAUCGCCCUUCUAUGACAGAUACUCAGAGGGUAGGAUCCUCUUUCUGCUGCGCCUGAUGGCAGAUUAUGUCCCUGGAGUUGGCUUAGUCACGCGGCCACUGAUGGAUUACUUACCAGCCUGGCAGAAAAUUUAUUUCUACAACUGGGGAUGAUUCAGCGUAAACCUGGUGGUUGUAGCUGGGGUGGCUCAGGCCGAGAGCAAAAGCUUGAGGUGAUCGGUUGACUUUAUGCAGAGGGAGCCAGCUAUGGGACCUAAAAAAUAAAUCAUGUCUUUUUGCAUCUUAUGCCAACGAUUACAGAAAUUUCUGUACAGGGAAGAGGAAAGGCUCUUCUAAUCUCUUUUAAAGUACCUCCUUGUGAACUGUGAACUCCACACACAGUGGGACUUAAAAGAAUCUAUGCUACUCCCCUUUCAAUUCUGAUGUAAUUGGUUUCAGAGCCGGUGAGGGGCCCUUUUUUUGUAUGCAUUUUGUAUGGCUGCAAGUUAAUAAAACCAGGAGUCGGUGUGCUUUUGGGCUAGUUGGUC